GCCAUGUCUGAGCUGAGCGAUGAAGCCAGUGAGCCGGAGCUUCUGAACUGCAGCUUAUCCAUGUGGCACGGGCUGGGCACACAGGUCAGCCGAGAGGAGCUGGACGUUCCCCUGGACCUUCACACAGCAGCUUCCAUCGGCCAGUAUGAGGUGGUGAAGGAAUGUGUGCAGAGGAGAGAGUUAGAUCUGAAUACGAAGAAUGGUGGUGGCUGGACCCCCCUGAUGUAUGCCUCGUACAUCGGACAUGACACCAUCGUGCACCUGCUGCUUGAGGCAGGGGUGAGUGUGAAUGUGCCAACCCCGGAAGGGCAGACGCCUCUGAUGCUGGCCUCCAGCUGUGGCAACGAGAGCAUCGCCUACUUUUUGCUCCAGCAAGGCGCAGAGCUCGAGAUGAAAGACAUCCAGGGCUGGACCGCACUCUUCCACUGCACCAGUGCCGGGCACCAGCAGAUGGUCAAGUUCCUCCUGGACAGUGGUGCAAAUGCCAACGUGAGGGAGCCCACCUAUGGAUUUACGCCUUUGAUGGAAGCGGCUGCUGCUGGCCAUGAGAUAAUCGUGCAGUAUUUCCUGAGUCACGGAGUUGAAGUGGACACAAGAGACCACAGUGGGGCCACAGCCCGGAUGCUGGCCAGGCAGUAUGGACACAUGAAGAUCGUGGCCUUGAUAGAUACACAUUCACCUGCUCGGCCCAAAAGCCUCUACCGCAGCCCAGAAAAAUUUGAAGAUCUGAGCUCUUCAGAUGAAUCUUACCCUGUUCCUCAGAGACACAGGCCCUGUCGGAAGGGUCUCAGCAUCCAUGAGGGGCCACGAGCCCUGGCCAGGAUCACAGCAAUCGGACUUGGAGGCAAGACCCCGCGGCCCAGCUAUGAGCAGGGCCCACCACGGGGCUACCUGACCUUCACUGGCAGCGAUCCCCUGGAAGGCGAUGGUCUCUGCUACCGGGACGUCACCUCCCCCAUCAACGACCAUGACGUGGAGAGCAGCAGCAGCAGUAGCCGGGAGGAGCCCGGGCUCUGUGCCAGCGUGGGGGCCGUGCAGAGCAGCAGCAGCGAGGGCCUGGGGAGGGCCCGGGAGCUCAGCAGCGAAGCCUCUGUGGAGAGCAAUGAGGAUUCGGACCACAUCCAGAGAAGCUCUGCUCGCAAACAAACCAAAAGUUACGUGAAGACCAAGAAUCGCCAUGGCAGCAGUGACGGCCAGUGGCUGCCCAGUCCCGGGGGGGCUGCCCGCUCCCCAGGGUCUGCCUCCCGAACAGAGAGGCCCCCCUACUCAGGACCCCAGGACCUGGCUGCGCUGCUGGAGCAGAUUGGGUGUCUGAAGUACCUGCAGCUGUUUGAGGAGCAGGACGUGGACCUGCGCAUCUUCCUCACACUGACGGAGAGUGACCUCAAGGAGAUCGGCAUCACGCUGUUUGGACCCAAAAGGAAGAUGACCUCUGCCAUUGCCCGCUGGCACAGCAGUGCCCGUCCCCCCAGCGAUGCCCUGGAGUUGGCUUAUGCCGACCGGCUGGAGGCUGAGAUGCAAGAGCUUGCCAUCCAGCUACACAAGCGCUGUGAGGAGGUGGAGGCCAUGCGUGGCCAGGUGUCUCAGGAGCAGGAGCUGCGGGCUGUGGUGGAGAGCUGCCUGCUGGAGCAGGACGGCACCCGCAAGGACGUCCACACCCAGCUAGAGGUGACCCAGGCCCUAGCCCGGGAUGCCACUCUCAUUCUGGACCAGCUGCGAGCCUGUCAAGCCGAGCUGUCAGCCCGAGUGGGGCAGGACCCUCCCGCCCGCACGGCCGCCCCAGGCCCUGCCGCCCCGCCAGCAGGCUCACAAGGCUGGCAUGCGUCCCUGUGGGCCUUGAGUCUCCCGGAGCUGCUGGGAGCCCUAGAAGAUGGAGUUGAGGAGAUGGGGCGUGUGCUGGGCUCAGUGACCCAGAGUCUGGAGAAGCUGCAGGUGCUCAACGGGAAGGAGAAGUGGCGGGUGCCCUAGCCCGGAAGGAGGGACGAAUUGACGUCGGGUGAGCUAUCCACCCUGAAGUGAGCCAGGAAGACAGAAGGGCAGUGAGCAGGCAGCUGCAGGAGCCCAGAUCCUAGAGAGGCCAGGAUCGUCCAGGAGGUGUGAGGCAGACAGGGUGGGGCUGUGGCCCAGACCAGGCAGCUCAGGCUAGCACAGAGGCAGGACGAGGGCCUCGAACUCAAGUCCCGGUGGUAAGGCUCUAAGCUUGGGGGCUGCUCUGGCCCAAACCAGGCACGGCCAUGGGGAGACGGACAAGAGCGUCCCUAGAACAGGUUCCACACCGAGGUUUGACCUUUUAUGGGUCUGAGGACUGGGACACCUAGAAAAUGUGUCAUUUGUUGGAAAAUAAAAUGAAACACCUACUUGAGAGGGGCCUGGCUGUGGUCCUGAGGCCGAGGCCCAGGCUCCUGUUCCUGUGGGGUCAGUCACCUUG
This is a messenger RNA of Dipodomys ordii (Ord's kangaroo rat), 2428 nucleotides long. It is a transcript of the gene Anks3, whose product is annotated as ankyrin repeat and sterile alpha motif domain containing 3. Gene Ontology annotation, cellular component: cilium. Lineage: Eukaryota; Metazoa; Chordata; Mammalia; Rodentia; Heteromyidae. The record is from RefSeq and is a predicted model, not a curated record. The coding region runs from base 4 to 1968 and encodes 654 amino acids. The transcript is spliced from 16 exons. Gene Ontology annotation, molecular function: protein binding.